CACAAUAAUCAAUUUGCUUGCUACUGCUCUACUGCUAAGGUAUUAUUUAUAUAUUCAAUAUUAGUCCUAGUAGGGAGGGGAGGUGUUCUCCUGGACUUCGGGUGAGGAAGACGAUGGAAGACAGUUUCCGGGUUCGGGUGGACAGGGUUUUUGGGUCGCUCGUCUCUUCUUCUCCUUCCAAUAAUCGCAAUAGUAACCAUACGCCGCCGUCGUCGUCGUCUUUGACUUCUCUUUGGAGCCUCUCCGACCAAGAGAUUGAGAGAAAGGAAUGGAAGAGAGACUCCCCCGACUGCCCUCCUCGUUCCCCUUCCCCGCCUUCCAACCUUCACCACCCUCUCCUCUCCUCCUCCUCCUCCUUCUCGCCUUCCACUGCCGCCCUAUCUCUUCCUCCACCUCACCGACAGCACCUCUAUCCCGACCGCGGUAACUACGACCACCAGGACCACAUCAGGAAUAACGAGGAGCAGGAGGAGGACAAUCCGGCGGGCAAAGGCCACCAAGAUCACGAGGACGGACAAGAUUGGGAUAUUCGAUCCUCCAUUGGCCUCGACUGCACUCUUGACUUUGAGGAUGAGGAAGAUGAAUAUGACAAAGUGGCUGUAGACAGGGAAAAAGCUGGUGAUAUCCUAUGCAUGGGCGAUGUUGUCGACUAUGGAAUCGAAGUAAAUGCCCACAAUGAACUUCCCAGCUCAUUUAAGGAUGCUCCCAGAGACCCCCGUGCAAAUCACAUGGCUGCUAAACUCAGGCUCAGGGAAGAUGCAGAAGCUGCUGGAGAUUUUGAUACCUCCAAACUUUCUGAGAUGUGCAUGUCGUCUCUAACGAAUAGACAGGGUCAACAAAAAGUGGAGGAUCUUGUCACUCCGAAACCAAUUCUGAGGAAGAGGGAAAACCCCAUCCACAAGAAGUCACCGAAACGUGUCCGCUUCCAUGAGCAGCAGCAGCCUAAUUUAGGACCCAAUGAUUCGGCUCUCGGUACUUGUUCGCCAGAAGAAAUUUCCUCCUCAGAAGAAGCACUUGAUUUGCCUGGCAAUCAAUCUUUAGUGGUAGAAGCUAAAGCAUCAGAUGUUGAAUCUAGUGCCCCCCUGAAAUCCUCCUCCAGUGGAGAAUCUGCUUUGCUGGAGGAUGCGUCUAGUGUGCCUCGAGUUUCUAACUAUAUUCCGGACUAUUUAAGGAACCCCACAAGGUAUACACGCUAUGAUCUCGCUUCAUCCUAUGAUACAGAUGAAGAAUCCAAUCGGAAGGCCUACAUGGAGUUUCUGAAUCAGGUGAACCCUGCAGAAACGCACCCCGACGAGGCAUCUCUCACUUUUCAACAUCCGUUGACCUUUACUCCAAAAAAGAAGGAGCAUGACUUGUCGAUGGUGAAGGAGAAUGGGGUUAAGCAAAACCAGGUUGAAGUUUCAAAGGACAAACCCAUUGCUGUUGGCAUUGCAGCUGGUGAUGCCUAUGCCCAGGACAAUGAAGUCUGUGCUAUGGAGGAAGAUGGGUUUGAAACUGUGGUUUGUAAAAACUCACAGAAACCAGGUCGCAGGUACCGGAGUAGGACUAGGACGGGUAUGGAUUCUGAUGAUCAUGUAACUUGAGUGCAACUUCUUCAGCAUAUUGCUGCUGAUGGAAUGGGAUCCUCCGGUAACUGGUUAUCACUCUGAAAGAAAACUUGACAUCUACUUUCUUGAUGCUUAAUAGUUGCUUUACAAAAUGUUGAGUUGGUAGGCGAUGUAAUCUCUGAAAGACCUUGCAGCUUUCUACUACACGUUUGGAGUAUAUGCCAUUCUGUGGAGUUGACCAUGAUCAGUUUUUUUAUUUUAAACACCAUGAGUAAGUUGUUCAGGAA
Coffea eugenioides is the source of this 1834-nucleotide messenger RNA. RefSeq lists its product as uncharacterized. The transcript has 2 exons. Bases 114 to 1583 code for a protein of 489 amino acids. NCBI's taxonomy places the organism in Eukaryota, Viridiplantae, Streptophyta, Magnoliopsida, Gentianales, Rubiaceae. The record is from RefSeq and is a predicted model, not a curated record.